Molecule: messenger RNA, 471 nt
Organism: Morchella importuna
Lineage: Eukaryota; Fungi; Ascomycota; Pezizomycetes; Pezizales; Morchellaceae
Exons: 1
Coding region: 1-471 (156 amino acids)
Source: RefSeq, a predicted model, not a curated record
AUGACAACAUCUAACAGAGUCCUUGAUAGUCUCGACUACGAUUACCAGAGCCGCGUUCAAGUGGCGCUUGAUAGUCACGUCGCCAAUCCCGCUCCCUUUGCUGAUCGUAUCAAAUUCUUUGAUAUGAUUACCACUGGCGUCCAGGCUCUGUCCAAGCAUUACCUCGACGAGGCGAUGGAGAUAACUAAAAGGCUAGAGAGAAUUCGUGGCUUGGUGAGCGAUACAAAGAAGGUGCAGAAUAGUCUGGUGGCGGAUAAUGGCCAGCAGGUGGUGAAUGAUAAUGUUGAUAACUAUAGCAAAACUACGUCCAGGUUGAGGAGGGAGUUUGAAAGAGCGAUGCGCGGGGUGGCUGAUUGCGAUUACGCGCUGGUCGAAUUUGGUGAUAUGGUGGCAGAAGCAGAGGGAUUUGAAGAGAAGCUUGAUCUUGAGGAGGCGCUUGGAAGCUUGAACUUGAACAUUGAUUGUGUUUGA